GUCAUCAUUUGACAACAUUAGUACAUUCAGCAGUGUCAUUCUGCAAUCUAAAACAACUUUCUGUAAAAGAUUGCCAUGGAUUGAAGCAUUUAUUUACAUCCUCGGCUGCAAGAAAGUUAGUGCACCUUGAAGAGAUGUACAUAGUGCAAUGUGAAUCAAUGGAAGAAAUAUUGGCAGAAGAGCAAGAGGAAACUACUUCAGGAGCAAUAAAAUUUGAGCGACUCAGCACAAUAAUUCUAGAUUCUUUAUCAAGCUUGUUAUGUUUUUAUUCAGGCAGUAGCACUCUGCUAUUAUCAACUCUGAUAAGAGUGCUCAUUUGGAAAUGCCCCAACAUGAAGACUUUCUCCCGAGGAGACAUACAUGCAGAAUCCUUUCUGGGAAUUCAGGGCUCAUUAGAUACAAAGGAAAAAUUGAUCUUCCACCAAGAUCUUAACUCCACUGUGGAGCAGAUGUUCCAACAGCAAGAACUUUUUAAAGCCAUAGACAAGGAGUGUUUUUCUGAUUAUCAUGAGCUAGGAGCAUGCUGGGAUGGUGAAGUUGUUUCGCAAAGUAAAUGGUUGUGCAAUGUGUUAAUUUUGAAGCUGGACAAGUGUACUCUACCAUAUGCAAUUCCAUCUAGUAUUCUUACUUGUUUGAAGAACUUAAGAGAGUUGGAAGUACGGGAUUCUGACAAAGUAAAAUUCAGUGUUUGA
Cajanus cajan (pigeon pea) is the source of this 692-nucleotide messenger RNA. The record is from RefSeq and is a predicted model, not a curated record. Lineage: Eukaryota; Viridiplantae; Streptophyta; Magnoliopsida; Fabales; Fabaceae.